AUGUGCUCAGUUAUGUGGUUGCGGUUGUUGGUGAUGCUCGCUGCCUGCUGGGCACAAGAAGGGGAAUGGAGCGAGGACGCAGAAGACUUAGUGUCGACUGUGGAUGUGGACGCUGUAUUGGGGCGAACAGCAUCCCUACCUUGUGACGUCACACCGGACACCAAUGAGGACAGAGUUUAUAUGGUGCUCUGGUUCAGAGCGGGGAAAGCUACCGGCGGGAAACCUAUAUACAGGUAUAAAUGUAUAAAAGUUACUUUGAUUCAUUCCUUUUCUAGAAUGUGA
Arctia plantaginis is the source of this 282-nucleotide messenger RNA. NCBI's taxonomy places the organism in Eukaryota, Metazoa, Arthropoda, Insecta, Lepidoptera, Erebidae. The record is from the annotation of a GenBank genome assembly.